Otolemur garnettii (small-eared galago) is the source of this 1936-nucleotide messenger RNA. RefSeq names its product LysM domain containing 4 (gene LYSMD4). The transcript is spliced from 2 exons. The record is from RefSeq and is a predicted model, not a curated record. The coding region runs from base 114 to 1004 and encodes 296 amino acids. NCBI's taxonomy places the organism in Eukaryota, Metazoa, Chordata, Mammalia, Primates, Galagidae.
CCCACUCCUUGAGCCACAGGUGCUGCCCAAGACAUUUCUCUUUAAUGAGGCCAUAAAGGGGCAACUGUGCCUUAUGUGGAAUUGACCCUGGGGUUUGGUUUUUAGUUAAGAAAAUGAGGCAGAUGGAAGCAUUAACCAAGACCUUCCAAGGCCCAGCUGUUGUCUGCAAGACUCCAACUAGCCAUGUUUACAUGUUUAAGAAUGGCAGUGGGGACUCCGGGGACUCCUCUGAGGAAGAGGUGCACCCUGUGGUUCUGAGACCCAGGGGCAAGGAACGCCAGAAGAGCGGUACCCACCAUCCUCACCAGCUGGGAGCAGGCGAAGUGGUGCUACUGCAGCGGGACUUGGCCCAGGGGGACAGCCUCAACAAGCUGGCUCUGCAGUAUGGCUGCAAAGUUGCAGAUAUCAAGAAAGUCAACAACUUCAUCAGAGAACAGGACUUAUUUGCUUUGAAAUCUAUUAAGAUUCCAGUGAAAAACCAUGGAAUCCUAACAGAGACCCACAAAGAAUUGAAACCCCUCCCGAACCCAUCUUCAGAAACCAAAGUGAUCAUGGAACUGCCCGAUCCAGACAGAGAAGCUGCAGACUUUGAUGCCCAACCCAAGCGACUGACAGAUUUCUUUAAAGGAAUUGACCAGAACAUUGAGCGUGCAGUGCAGUCAGAAAUGUUUUUGCAAGAAAGUUGCUACGUGGAGACCUCUGAUCUGCUGCUGCUCCCACCUCCUGCAAAGACACGGAUAAGUGGUGCAGAUUGUGGAAUUCAGUGGUGGAAUGCUGUUUUCAUCAUGCUCCUAAUUGGGGUUGUUUUGCCAGUCUUUUAUUUAAUUUAUUUUAAAAUACAAGCUACUAGUGAGACCCCUAGUAACUUGAACACAACUUUUGUCCCCAAUGGCUCGAUGGCAGUGGGUACAAUUCAAGGGCAAGCCCCCAGACUAGUGAUUCCAGUGCCAACUGUCACCUCUUCAGACAUCCAGUUCAGUCAGACCACUCACACAGGGAACUAAGCUGUUGUUUUUCAAGAAUCAGCCCAGUUUUAGCAGUUGGUUCUUGUGUAUGUCAGCUGUCAUCAGCCUUCUAAAGCUGCUAGAUUUCAUUUACUGGGACAGAUGGACAUGUCGCAGAAGUCACCACAGUGUCUCAAUCACAUGGGCCCUGGAGAGGGGCCUCUCCUAAUGCAAGGCUGCAUGACCUAAAACACCAGGCCCUCAGCCAGGAAGGUGCAGCAAGAGCCAUUUACAUGUAACACGGGGCUGUUUCUUGAAGACUUAGUGGGCUGGCUGAGAGUGUCUUCAUGGCAUUCCUGUCUGGGCCCCCAUGUUGGAUGUGCUUUGGGGGAAGGGGUGGCCUCAGCCAAGGGACCUGUAGUGUGGGAGCCUCUGGGAUAGGCAUGGGGUGCCUGGCUAUAGUAGUUUCCCACCUGCUUGAGGGGGGACUGGCUCUAGGAAGUAACGUGCUGUGUGUCCCUGGCAAAAGUGCUGUGGAAUAGUCUUGGUGUUACCCUGUUUUAAAGAGUGACAAAUUACAGUUGUAAUGAGCCCUACCUCAUAUUUGCCUCAUCAGCGUUUUUGAGACGAUGCCAUUUCUAGAACUGAAAAAGCCCAAAUUCAAACUGCUGUACUAUUAAAGGAGCAGCAGCUGUAUUGUGCUUCGGAGCUGUGUGCAGCCAUGUCUUAAGCUGAACAGCCAGGGCCAUUGCCCAGUGCCACUCUAGGAGCCUUCCCAGGCUGUGGACACCUGCAUUCUCCAAGUCUGCAUUCUUGGAAAGAGCUCUUGCUGCCCAGCUCACUCUGCCAUUGAGGGCCACAGGAUUCUCUAACCUCUGCCACAGUGAUUUCACCAGACACGGUAUAGGUUCCCAUGGGAAAAAAUCACUUUGCCAGUCAAAGUAUGAAUGUCUAUAUCCUUUACUUUUCUCAAAUGGAAUAAAAUCAUUGCU